CCUUGCGGGGGGCGGGGUGGAGGAGGUCUCUGCAGGCUGCUGGGAUGCCAUGGAAGCAGUCGUGUGCCCAUGUGUGCAAGCCUGUAUCUGUGUGUGCAUGCAUGUGGAUGCCUGUAUCCAUGUGCAUAUGUGGGCACGUGUAUCUAUGAGUGCAUGCAUGUCUGCGUGCACAUGUGUGUGAGCAUCUGUAUCUACAUGUGGAUGCAUGUGCAUGCGAGUAUCUGUGCCCACGUGUGCAGGCAUCCGUAUCUAUGUGUGCGUGCCCGUCGGGGCCUGCGCGGGGGCACCGGGAGCGUCCCGGCCCGGGCAGGCACUGAGGGCGGCGCUGUGCCCGCAGCCGGCAGCCGCGUGAGCCAGGAGCUGCGCUACACGCGGGAGAAGCUGGGCGAGGAGGCGGCGUACACGGCACAGAUGCUGAUCCAGACGGCGCGCCCGGCCGGCGCCAACCUGCUCACGCCCGACGCGCUGCGCCUGCACCUCCGCGCCACGCUGGCCGCCAGCAAGGUCUGCGUCUCGCUCUAUGGCAAGUCGUGGGACCUGAACAAGCUCUGCUACAAGUCGGGCGUCCCCGUCAUCGAGAAUGGCAUGAUCGAGCGGGUGGCCUCCGGGCUCGGGCUCUGCUCCUUGCUCGGCAUUGCCUUCAACGCGGCCACCACGCAGGUGCUGCCCUUCCUGGCGCUGGGCAUCGGUGUGGAUGACAUGUUCCUGCUGGCGCACGCCUUCCCCGAGGCCGGUCCUCACAUCCCCUUCAAGGAGCGGACGGGCGAGUGCCUGCGGCGCACGGGCACCAGCGUGGCCCUGACGUCCCUCAGCAACAUGAUCGCCUUCCUCAUGGCCGCCCUGGUACCCAUCCCCGCCCUGCGCGCCUUCUCCCUGCAGGCAGCCGUGGUCGUGGCAUCCAACUUCGCCAUGGUGCUGCUCGUCUUCCCGGCUGUGCUCAGCCUCGACCUGCACCGACGCCGGCACCGCCGGCUCGAUGUGCUCUGCUGCUUUGCCAGCCCCUGCGCCUCGCGCCCCCUGCCAGCCUGCCGCUGUGACCUGGCCCACUUUGCCCGCCGCAAGUAUGCACCGCUGCUGCUGCGGGCGCAAAGCAAGGGCGUGGUGGCGCUGCUGUUCGUGGGGCUGCUGGGCCUGAGCCUGUACGGCGCGACGCAGGUGCGGGACGGGCUGGCGCUGACAGACGUGGUGCCACGGGGCACGGCCGCCCACGCCUUCCUGGCGGCGCAAGCCCGCUACUUCUCCUCCUACCAUGCCUUCGUGGUCACCACCGGCGGCUUCCCCUACCCCCACCCCCCACAGGGCCGGUGCCCACAGCUGACAACACGGCGCCUGGUGGACGUGGAUGGGCUGGUGCCACCCGACACCUUCUACAUCAGCCUGACGGUCUGGGCCAGCAACGACCCGCUGGGGCUGGCAGCCUCGCAGGCCAACUUCUACCCGCCUCCGCCCGAGUGGGUGCACGACAAGUACGACGCCACCGGCGAGAACCUGCGCAUCCCAGCGGCGCAGCCCCUGGAGUUCGCGCAGGUGCCCUUCUACCUGAGCGGGCUGCGGCACACAGCCGACUUCGUGGAGGCCAUCGAAGGCGUGCGGGCUGUGUGCGAGGAAGCGGCGCGGCGCCAUGGCGUGCGCAGCUACCCCAGCGGCGACCCCUUCCUCUUCUGGGAGCAGUACCUGGGCCUGCGGCGCUGGCUGCUUCUGGCGCUCAGCAUCGCGCUGGCCUGCACCUUCCUGGUGUGCGCCCUGCUGCUGCUCAACCCCUGGACGGCCGGCGUCAUCGUGCUGGUGCUGGCCAUGAUGACAGUGGAGCUCUUUGGGCUGAUGGGGCUGAUGGGCAUCAAGCUGAGCGCCGUGCCUGUCGUCAUCCUCAUCGCCUCCGUGGGCAUCGGCGUCGAGUUCACCGUCCACGUCGCACUGGGCUUCCUGACGGCCGUGGGUAGCCGGGACCGGCGCUCGGCGCUGGCGCUGGAGCACGUCUUCGCACCCGUGCUGGACGGCGGCAUCUCCACCCUGCUCGGCGUCCUCAUGCUCGCCGGCUCUGAGUUCGACUUCAUCAUGAGGUACUUCUUCUCCGUGCUGUCUGUCCUCACCGUGCUGGGGCUCCUCAACGGGCUGGUGCUGCUGCCCGUCCUGCUCUCGGUCAUCGGGCCCCCCGCCGAGGUACGAGCCACCCCCCCGUUGGAGGGGGGCGCCGGACUCCCGUCACCGGAGCCCCUCCCGCCGCCCAUCGCCCACCACGGCUUCUAUGUGGGGCGCCCGCCAGCCUGGCACGGCCCUGACACGGCCCCCGAGACCCCCCCAGCCAUGGGGCCUGGUGACGAGGACCCCUCCGGCAGCGCCCAGGCCUGCAUCCUGCUCCAGGCCGGCAAGGACCCCCGCUUUCCCUGCAUCACCGUGGUGAAAGCCUUCGAGGUGGGGCCAGCGCCCCCGGGACAGGAGUCCACGACCGGAGACCGGCCGCCCCGCGCCCGCCCCACACCCCCACCGCCCACCUACGCCACGGUGACGGCCACGGCCUCGGUGACGUUGGCACUGCACCCCGGCCUGCCCGGUGCUGCGCGCGGCUACGCCCACGCCGCCUUUGAGGACAGCGAGUCCGACGGCCACGAGGACCCGCCUGGUGCCCAGCACACCCGCCACGGGUGCCAUGCCACUGCCACGUGCCGCUAGGCUGCCCCACGGGACCAGGAGGCCCCUGAAGACGUGCCACGGCGUGACGUGGUGCAGCACACUACGAUGUGCCACGUUUGCUGUGCCAGGAUGUGACCUGCUGUGUCAUGAUGUGCCAUGUUGCCAUGGCAUGGCGUGGCAAGCCAUGAUGUGCCACAUGUGCCAGGCCGUGCCCUGGCGUCCCACUGGCUGGGCCGGGGGCUGUGGGCGCCAGGAGCCGUGGGCAGGGCCGGGGGUGCCCAGUGGGGUGGGGGGUGCCAGCGCCCCCACGACAUGCUGCUAUUCCCUUAAUAUUAUUAUUAUUAUUAUUCUCCCCGCGCUGCCCCUGCCCUGGAGACCCCGGGGGCUUGGGGCAGAGCCCAGCCCUGCAGGCACCAGUUCCUAUGCAAGGGGGGGGCUGCUGGGUUGGGGUGCCCGGGGGGGUUACUGCCCCCCUGCUCCCCUCCUGGGGGGAAAUGGCAGCGCUCGGUCCUGCUGCAGCCCUCUCCCCGCACGGGCCCCGAUCCUGGAGCCGGAGGGCAAACAGUGCCCGCUUCACCUCCAUCACCAGCACUUUAAUUCCUGCCCCCCCGCUCCCCAAUUGCCUGCUGGCGCCCCUGCUGGGGGGGGCGAGGGCACCCGCAAAGCUCAGGGGCAGGGGGGGCACCAGCAGGCCCCAGGGCCACCCCCACGGCCCAGCCCCAGCCGUGCCCAGGGUGCGAGCGGUCACGGGGCCCCCCUGGCCCGCUGCCAGUGCCCCCUGGUCCUGCCGGGUCUCCAUGGUGGGGGCGGGGGGGGCAGGUAAAUUAUUUAUAUCACAGAGCAGAGUCUAUUUUUGUAGGCCGUGUCGCGCCGAGCCCCAGCCCGGGCCGGCCCCGCGCACGGGAAUAAAGCGAUAUUCUAUCUACGC
This is a messenger RNA of Alligator sinensis (Chinese alligator), 3559 nucleotides long. It is a transcript of the gene PTCH2, whose product is annotated as patched 2. Lineage: Eukaryota; Metazoa; Chordata; Crocodylia; Alligatoridae. The transcript is spliced from 17 exons. Gene Ontology annotation, biological process: smoothened signaling pathway. Bases 70 to 2670 code for a protein of 866 amino acids. Gene Ontology annotation, cellular component: plasma membrane. The record is from RefSeq and is a predicted model, not a curated record. Gene Ontology annotation, molecular function: hedgehog receptor activity; smoothened binding; hedgehog family protein binding.